AUGAUUUCGAUUACAGUCAAGGUACUCUACACGUUUGACGACCAGAACAAGUCAAACUGCCUCGCCCGCCUGCCCAACGCGUUGAAUGUGCCCGUGGUCUCCCUCGACGAGAACACUCAAGUCGGAGUCAUUGAGCUCAAAACAUGCAUACAGGCGAUUGUUGGCGCAAGUCCCGAACUCGUGGCCAAGCUGGGUCACGACUACACCGUGUAUGCUUAUGACUUCUCCGAGUAUGAGACACCCCUUGUUGGUCAGGGUAUGCUUUCCUGGAUCCUCGCCUCCGCAUCGACGACUCCAAACGCUCCUGCCGAGGAUUCUCAAACCAUGGUCACAGGUCGCGUGUGCAAGAACAUCCUGGGCAUCUUCUCAAACGGGAUCAAGGAAACCUUGGAGGUCAAGCUGAAGCUGGUGCCUGUUCCGACAUGCCUGCAAAAAGAAUAUGUGGAGAACAUGGAGCGAUACCACAGCUUGAGUCAGCUCAUGCCUGCGGGCUUCGACUACAACCAAUGGUCCGACUUCUUGAAGGAGAAUCCAACGCUUGGUCAGCUGGCACAACCCAAGCCAUCCUAUCCCAUGCAACAUGCACGACAGGGUUCUUUUGGCGGCGUCGAACCAUUUCAUCAAAUGCUUACGCGCAACAGCCCCUCACAGGAACAGCCCAGAAAUGACUCAUUCUACGAUCAAUCCCACGUGCCAUUCAACAGCCAGCCCACUAGGCCAUCUAGUCCUGCUAUGAGCACAAUUUCCUUCCACCACUACCAGUACAAGCAAGACUCAAGACCUCCAUCGAGAGCUUCCGUUCGAAGCGAGGCGGCACCACCACAACAGCAGUUCCUACAUAGUGACCCGUACGUCAUUGAAGAACAAGAUGAUGGCCCGCCAAAGAAAAGAGCGCGCAUCACCCAGGCGAAGAGGCCCAGGAACACACCACUCAACGCUCACAAUGAUUCGCUCCGCGUAACAGCGAGCACGGCAGCCUCUGUACGACUCCAUAGACCAACGCCCGGUAACUCAUCGAUGAACGCGGACAUGGUGCCUCGUGCACCAACACCUCGGCCUGGUAAUAGAGCUUUUGGGCAACGUGGACAGCGACGCCCACCCGCCCCCAGCGCUUUGAGACACGCAUCAAUGGAUGCUGGACGCCCAUACAUGUCACCUUACGAUACGUCCGCAUUUUCAGACAAUGCCAUCGAUUCGCCCGACGAAAGAGAUGAGAGUCCUGUCGAUACACCGAUAGAAAUGCCGUCUUCGCCACCGCUGGCAGCGAACGAGGCCGCGUCUCCUACACCGUCUAGCCCAAACUUACCUAGCAUAUCGGCACCCGUCGAUUCGGGCUUUGUUAGUGACGUCGCUAUGGGCCGUGAGGACGAUGGUACGGGUUCGGGAAGCAAGAUUACUACCACUGAAGAGAGAGUUGGGCCACGACAGAACAAAGUGCGCCGACCCUGGCAGCACGUGAAUCCCGGCCCAGUAGAGCACCUGCCACAUUCAUACGUUCCACGACCCAAACAGCCAUAUCGGAAGCACCCCGUGCAACCCAUUGCCGAGAGUAUAGAAAACGACACGAGAAUGUCAGGCAUGGAAACGGAUACAGUGAAUCAUGACUUGUUUGAUGCCGGCCAGUUCAACCAGCAAUUUCCACCGGACAAUUCGGGUGCCUAUGCACAAGGUUCCGCCUCCCAGCAAGAAUCCAACCGGACUACACAACGCUUAGCACCGACAGAUUCAUUUCCCUUUGGAAUGGCAAAGCAGAACCCACACAAGGAAGCGUCUCAAUUAGCGUCUGCCAAGGCUGAUUCACCCGAUUCGAUCUCCCGUCUCUCUCCCACUGGUGAGAGCGAGGCUGCAGUAUACAGUCGUUCGGCCACUCCGAACCUGCCCACGAAGCCGACGAAGACUACCAAAACAAGGGGUCUGCCGAGAUCGCACACCUGGUCGGGUGCUGAGCCCAUGUCGGAUGCUGCUCCUGCUGCUGAUCCAAGUGCUCCACGUAGUGGUUCGGGGGCUAAGCGCAGAAAGCAUAUCAAAGAUCGACUUGAAAAGGCCAUUGCCGCUGGCGAGAUGCCUCAGCACUGUGUCAACUGCGGAGAGAUUGACACACCGACCUGGAGGAAAGCUUACACGCGUGUGGAAUUUGGAACGCCCGAGGGACUCGAACUGUCCACUGAUACUGCGGGGACCGACGUAAUUGCGUAUGAAGCUAUCGACACAACGGACGACAACGAUGGCGAACCAAAAUACCGCAUUUUCAAGAACAACCUCACUCGGGAAGAGAAGACUAUGAACAUCUUCGAGCCACUUAAUCUUUGCAACCCAUGUGGACUUUGGCUUAUGAAGAAGGCAGCCAUGAGGCCAAAGACUGUGUGGGACAAGUCUUUGAAGCCACCGAAGCGCAAGAGGGCAGCCGCUUCGGGAUCUCGCACCAAGUCAAUCAGCCAAGGUGACGAUUUGGUAUCUGAUGCUGUUGUGCCUGAUUCUGACUCAGCUAUGCCAGGCGAUCAAGAGGAAGCGGUUGUAUCUUAUGACGGCACCCAUGUGAGCCAAUUAGGCCCCCCACCUGCACCUGAGCGUGCUACCAGCAUGCAAAAUACAGGCGGCUCAAAUCUUGACGGUGCCCAGGCUGCCCUACGGCGAGCCAUUCAAUCGAGUCCAGCUGGGGUCAGAGGCAGCCAGAAAUCACCCAUCAACAUCGAUGCAGAUUUGACCCCGAGGCCCACCCGAAGACUGUUGUUUCCGUCACCUAGAAAAGAGGGCGAAGCCAAGUCACUGGAGGUCAAGCCCAAGGCACCGAGCGCUGUCGCCGAUGAUGAUGCGCCAAAGAAGCCUCGCUGCCAACGCUGCAAAGGACUCAAAAAGGCAUGUGAUCGCGAGCGGCCUUGCAGGCGAUGCGAAGAUGCUGGAAUUGGGCAUGAUGGCUGUGUUCCCUGUGAACAGCCCCGAACCCACUGGUUUGAACAGCCUCUAGCAGGUCCUGCAAUAAGUGAAGAAGAGAAUGCAGAUAAAGAAAAUUGUCCGCCACCGCCGUUGGAGAAAACUCGAGCUGACGAUGACUUUGCCGACCUUUUCGAGGAUUCCGUUAUGCCAAAGACCACACCGCAAAAGAACAACCUCUUCCAAGACCUGCUGAAGACGCCCACCCCAGGCUCCCGCCGCCGUGGUCUCUUGACUCUGAAAGGCGGUGCUGACGAUAUGGAUGCCCUUACGACGCCUUCGCGAAACAUAUUCACGCCACGCGGCACACGCGCUGCUACUAUUGCCCCCGAGACACCGUUUACCCGUCAGCUCAAUGCCUUACUUUCCGACCACCCCAUUUCCUCGCCCUCGCACGGCAUAGACUUUAGCAAUUUCCCAACAUUCAACACCCCUGGUCGGCCUGGCGCCCAAUUUUCCGACUUCUUGCACGACGAUUUCCUCUCGAGCGACAUGCCAAUGCCGAGUUCGCCACCCAAAGGCGGACCGCUGAAUCUAGGCUUUGAUCUCUACGAAGAUCCCGAGACGGCCAGCAAUGGGCUCUGGGGCAGCACAGGCAUGUUUGGCAACGAUAAUCUCAUGGACAGCAUGGGCAGUGGGGAAGCCCAGGGCUCGCGGCAUGCUAGCAUGGAUUUCACGACCGACGGCCCGGAUGCCACGGCCCUGCUUAAGAUGAAUGUCGGGGGCAUCACGGUCGACUUUGCGGCCAUGAUUGAGGAUGUUGUUAGUGCGCCGCGCGAGGAGGACGAGGAUGCCAAGGCGACGAUGAGUCUGGAGGAUGGGAGUCGACGUGUUGGUUUGACGCCCGAGGGGCCGGCGAAUGAGUAG
Messenger RNA from Plenodomus lingam JN3, 3798 nucleotides. RefSeq lists its product as uncharacterized. Gene Ontology annotation, biological process: rDNA heterochromatin formation; regulation of transcription by RNA polymerase II; silent mating-type cassette heterochromatin formation. Gene Ontology annotation, molecular function: zinc ion binding; DNA-binding transcription factor activity, RNA polymerase II-specific. NCBI's taxonomy places the organism in Eukaryota, Fungi, Ascomycota, Dothideomycetes, Pleosporales, Leptosphaeriaceae. The record is from RefSeq and is a predicted model, not a curated record.